Molecule: messenger RNA, 1004 nt
Organism: Schistocerca piceifrons (Central American locust)
Lineage: Eukaryota; Metazoa; Arthropoda; Insecta; Orthoptera; Acrididae
Product: mitochondrial 2-oxoglutarate/malate carrier protein-like
Exons: 4
Coding region: 63-599 (178 amino acids)
Source: RefSeq, a predicted model, not a curated record
ACGCUCGAGAAUUGGUGUGCUAUGUUACCGUUCCUCAAGAAAUACUGAUUUGACAGGUGGCGAUGGUGCGGAUGGCGACGGAUGGAAUGCUGCGGAAAUCGAAGCGCCACGAGUACCGCCACGUAAUGGACGCGAUGCGGCGCAUACGGCACGAGGAGGGCCUGUGGGCGCUGUGGUCCGGCUCUCUCCACAGCGUGGUGCGCACCGUGCUCAGCCUCGGUGUCUCCAUGCCCUUCUAUGCCGGCAUGCGCUCCUCACUCAUCGCCUCUGGAAUGGCACCAGACAGCGCUAGCCUGCACUUCUGCUGCAGCGCAGGCACAGGACUCAUAGCUUCCGUAGUCACCUUGCCCAGUGACUUCGCCAAGACAAGGAUUCAAUGUUCAGACCACACGAGGUGCCACACGGAGUCGGCUGUGAAAUUGCUCCGUACAAUGACAAAGUCGCAGGCCAUCCGCACUAUAUAUAGUGGUCUGCCGCCGUACGCUGAAAAGAUCCUGCUACAGUCGGCGCUGGCUGCGGUUUUCUACGACCACCUGGCGGAAGUGUACCGCUGGCUGUCAGGCACGCGCGCACCAUCUGGCGGCGGCGUAGACACUUAGAACCUCGUUCCUGGCGCCACCAGUCAACAGCUGGUGCCUAGUUUCUCCUUGCACCGGCGUUGUACAUCAACUCAUAAUCGUGUGGUGUUUCAAUAAUCGUGUACGACAAAACAUGUUUGUCACAAGCAAAACGAUCGUGGACUUUAAACAUUUAUAAGCCGUGGCCAUCGACCAAGAACUCCUACAAUUUUCAAUGUCAGGCGCUUCUUGUCUUGUACAGUUAUAAACAAGGAUAUCGAUUUAAACAACUUAAAGAAUAUUCAUGAAGCUCUAUUCGCCUUGUGCUUUAUGGAAAAAGAAGUAUAUAUUAGAGGUAGUGCACUGGAAGAUAGAACUAAGUAAACGUCGAUUUGACAUGACCAUUAUUUAUCUUGGAAGGAACGUUGAGCUUGUUAGUGAAGAGAG